GCUUCAGCAGUUUCGUUUCAGCUCCCAGUCGUCAAGUCAAGCACACCUCAGAGAAGCCAAGCUAAAAGAACGAAACAUUUCAUACACUGAUUCAGUUCUGUUCGUUCACUAAAAAGAUUCGUUCAAACACCAGGAAGUGAGUCUUAUUUGCCAAAAUGUCUCGAAGAAAAAAACAAAUGUCAGCUACCUGAUUUUGGAUUUGCAUCUCAGCCCAUGCAGGGUGUUACAACAUUAGCAUUUCCGGCUUGUCUCAAGUGCCUAAAGCAGAAUGGUAUUGGGAAAUAACCAACGGAAAGCUCAUCAUGUGCUGAUCAUCCUGAUUUAUGUCUUCAGAGGCUGGACACUUGAAUGCCAUCAAACUGAGUAUCAACUAAACCAGGAGCAAUGUUGUCCAAAGUGUCCAACUGGAAGUCAUGUUAGGAACGAAUGUACCAAAGGCGGCAGCACAUCAUGCCGACUGUGCAUGAACAGAACCUACAUGAAUAUCCCGACUGGGCUUAAACAUUGCUUUCCAUGCACAAACUGCAAUGCAGGAUCUGGUCUGGGGAUAAAGAGGGGGUGUACCACGGUCUCAGACGCAGUGUGUAAACCACUUGAUGGAUUCUUCUGUGUGGACCCUGUUGCGGAUGGCUGUCUUGAAGCACGGAAACACACAGAAUGUCGAGCAGGACAAUACAUCAGUCUAAAAGGAACACCGUUUAAUGACACUGUAUGUUCAGAGUGUGUUGGUGAAACCUUUUCAAAUGGAACAUUUACAGUUUGUCAGCCACACACAAAAUGUGAAUUCAAAGGUCUUCUGAUAAAACCAGGAACUGCGUCAACUGAUGCUGAAUGUGAAGGAAAAAAAAUUCAUGCGUGCAUUGUCAGCGUCAUUUUGUGUGUUUUAGUUGCCGUUUACUUGCUUACCAGACUCGGGAAAACAUGUUAUGUAAAUGGCAGACAACCAAAUCCACAGAUUUGACCAAAGGCAUCCAGGUCACAGAAAUCUGCCAAUGAUGACUCGAGGAAAGUGGACUCUUCUGGGCCGUUAAAGACGUUUUACCUUCUGAACUCUCUUCACUGCUUGCCAUGAGUUCCACUACAGUAUCUGCAUGUGGUGACUGACAUUUGGUAUUUAUACAGUGCCACAAGAAAGUAUUCACACCCCUUCACCUUUUCCACAUUUUGCUAUGUUACAGACUUAUUCCAAAGCUGAUUUGAGUAUAGUUUUGUUUAAAAAAAUAUAUAAAAUACCCCAUAAUGACAAAGAAAAAACAUAUUUUCAGACAGUGGUGCAAAUUUAUUGAAAAUGUAAACAUUUAAACAUAAUAGGAACAUAAGUAUUCACAUCCUUGACUUAAUAUUUUGUUGAAGCACCUUCAAAGGAAAAAAAACAAAGCUUUGCAAAGAGCGAGACAGUCAAGAGAGGAACCUGCAGUUGCUUCGCGCCUCUCACCGUCUCUGUAGAACAAACGCACAGUUAAACUAAAAUGGGAGGGAGAUGAGAAAAGAAGAACUAAAGACCUAUUCAGACAGUUAUCUUGUCCUUGAGAGAAAAGGGAGGCCGGUAGAGCCACUGAGAAGGGAGGAAAAAAACAAUUAAGCUAGUAGAUAAUUAGAGUCACACAAAAACAAAGAACUAUUGAAUUAAACUAUGGGAUAAUAUAAUAAAGAAUAUGUCAUGCGCUGCCCUGCAGUACUGCUGUUGGAGCCUGGGUGGCGCUUUGUGCCCUAUCGCUCUCUUUCCCCCCUCCCCUCUUUCCAGCACCUUCCUAAGCCGCGCACCUGUCACCAAUCAGCGUUUGUCACCACCUGCAUAUAAGCCUGCCUGAUCCCGGAAAUCCUCGCCAAAGUAUUGCAGCUUCUCCAAGCGGUACCACGGCUCACCUGCCUCAGAUAAGCUACACGAUUCCUCGUCUCCUUUUAUGACCCCUGUGUCUCUACUUAUCCUCAGUGUUUUCCCCGUGCUCCUGGUCUAUGUAAUUCUUGCCACCCCACCGCCAAGCCAGCCCUCUGUCCUCGCCACUGCCUGCCGCACAUCCCUUCCUCCACUGUCCACCAACACACCUCAAGGCUUCCAUUACUUUCUCUAAUAAACUGUUCAUCAUAACCUAUCCGUCUCCGCCUGCUCUUGGGUCCAGCUCCUCUCCAUUCUUGACACAAUACUUUGGCCAUCAUGGACCCAGCAACCCCGGAGGCGCUUAAGAACGCACUAACCCUCCAAGGCGCCCACAUAGUACGUCAGGACAAGCCGUUACAAGAAAUCACAGAAACUCUACACUCCGUUUUGCAACAGGUCUCCCUCCUUUCUUCAAAGAUGCAAUCCUCUCAAUUCCCAGUAAGUACCCAUUCUGAGCCCGCACCCUCCAAGCUACCCCGCUUCCCUUACAAAGAAACUCAUGUGCCACCACCCGAACCCUACUCCGGGGACUUCUUUGGCGCUUGUAGCCAAUUUCUUCUCAACUGCACCCUAGUUUUCAACCUUACAGUUAUCCCACUGAACAAUCCAAGGUAGCAUAUGUCACUAACCUCCUCCUUGGCAAAGCACCUAAAUGGCACAACUCUUCCCCCGUACUCCAGUCAUUUGAUUCCUUUUCCUCUGAACUCCGUAAAGUAUUUGAUCACCCCGUUCAGGGGAGAGAAGCCACCCGUCGCCUCCUCACGCUCACUCAAGGUGCUCUCUCAGUCUGUAGCAGAGUACUCGAUUGAGUUCCAUAUACUUGCGGGUGGGAUGACGCUGCGCUUAGGGGGAUUUUUUUGAAUUCUUUCAGAACAACUCAAGGAUGAGCUUGCUGUCCGGGACGAGCCCUCAUCUCUCUCUCUCUCUCUCUCUCUCUCUCUCGGAUCUCAUCGCCCUUUCCAUCCAUCUGGAUAACAGACUGCGAGAGAGAACAUGAGCGAGGGCGGUCCGCUCUCGUGUAGUCCCUUCCACUCCGAGCACCACGCCGUCAGCUUCUCACCCGCUUCCUGCACCGUCUACUGCCUUUUCAUCACUCCUCGUUGCACCAUGAGCCCAUGCAAAUUGGAAAAACACGUUUAGAUCCCCAGGAGCGUCAGCGUCGUGUCAUCCAGCGGCUGUGCAUCUAUUGCGGUCCAUCAGGUCAUUUCAUUUCCUCUUGCCCCCUACGACCAAAAGACCAGGCUCACCGCGAUCCGAGAGCGUCGUGGUGAGCCAAACCUCCAUUUCCUCUAGCUCUUCCUCCCGCAUGACCGUUCCCGCUUGCAUUCUAGUUUCUGCUCAUAACACCCCCAUUACAGCCCUGAUCGAUUCCGGUGCCGAUGACAAUUUCAUUCUUGAAGCUCCAAAUCCCUCUCCAACCACUUCCGUCCCUGAAAAAAGUGUAAGUCAAAGGUCAGUGAGAAUAAGAGGCGCGUGCGAGGGUGGGGAUGAGUGAGGAGAGGAAAGAUGGAAAGAUGGAGAAGGUAGGAGCGAUGCAGCCUUGGGAUUCCCUUGGGAGACAGGGUCAGACAUGUUGGUGUCUGCUGUACAUUUGCAGACAGCAAUAAUAGAAAGGAGGAGGAUGGCGUCGAGGAGAGCAACAACCUCGUCAUGGUGAAGAAUAGGUUUACCGUCAGAUUUCAAAAAGAUGUGAUGGCGCCAGAGGGCGCCCAAGUCAUGAACCACUUGAAAGGCAUAACGAGAGUCCGUGUAGAUUGUGACAGAUGUACAGUACCUUCUGCUAGGCAGCAGGGCUCAGUGAGUGCUAUCAACUCAGCCGCUCCUGGCGAGUAAUGAGAAGGGGGCAGUGAGGAAGUCACAACAUGGAAGUCAACAACAACAGCACUGUGUUGUUGCGGAGCCAACACGCAGCAGACAGGUGAGAGGAGUGUUGCUCGUGUAAGAUAGAAUUCACACAGCCCCUAACGUCUCUAAGGCCCCAUGCCAAGUUACAUCAUCCCCGGCCGACUGUAGAUUCGUUCAAGCAAUUCCAAACUGCUACACCUUAGGUCCCAGACCAAAAAUCUACGUGGGGAAUAGAUCCUCUGACAAUUAUAAGUAAUAAAUCUCCAUUUCAGGUAGUUCGAUAUUCCCAUCUGCAUUAGUCAUGGUUGUUGUUAAUGGUUAUCUUUAUCCCUUGUCUUUUGUAGUUAUGACAACAAAACAACAAAAAAGCAAAAGAAUAAACAACAGCGUUGAUAGAUCAAGAUAUAAUGGUAAUUCAACUUGGACUGGUUUUGGAGAGGGGGAUGGGAGGACUUCUUUCUAAUUCAAAGGGAUCUAUCAAUUAUACUUCAUAGUUGCAUACCUUAACUCCAUAAGUGUGUAAAUGAAUAUCUGGUGAUAACUCGCCCAAGCGAAGCAAUGUUAUCUGUGCCAAGUGUGUCUUCAUUGCAGAAAAAUAACAAAAAGAAACAGCAAUGUUGAAUGCAGUGUGUGUGUGUUUGUAUAUCACCAGUUAAGCAACGCGCUGUCUUUGCGGCCGCCGGGAGUCAGCCAGAGGCCGGACGAACUGGUCCCCCACCAUCGAUUGCCACUAAGAGUGCAAAAGCAAAAGUCCCUUCUUUCCACAGUUGAAGCAUCUUCUACCCCCCUCUGCAUCCCCUCCCUUGUCCAGUAUGUGGUAUCAACCUCAGCAAAUCUGGUUCAGCGAUGCUUGAUGUCCAUGAGGCUGCCGUUGAGAGCAUUUUGCAAGGCCAGGCGGUGCGGGAGGCAGGCGGUUGCGCUUGUGAGUUGUGGCAGCAGGAAAGGAGGGGACCGCAGAAGCGUUGUGUGUGCAGGGCCGUGCUGUGGGUUGUGGUUGUGGGUACAGACAAUUGUGCCUUGACACAAGCCGGUCUUGGAGAUCUGCAGACGAUUCCUUCGACUUCAUUGCUUGGUUUCCGCUCUCAUAUGCACUGUCAACUAUGAGACCUUAUAUAGACAGGUGUGUGCUAUUCCAAAUGAUUUUCAAUCAGCUGAAUUUACCACAGGUGGACUCCAUUCUAGUUGUAGAAGCAUCUCAAGGAUGAUCAGUGGAAAUCAGCUGCACCUGAGCUUAAGUUGGAGUGUCAUAGCAAAGGAUGUGAAUACUUAUGUACCUAAUAUGUUUGAAUGUUUACAUUUUUUAUAAAUUUACACAAAUGUCUGAAGAUAUGUUUUUACUUUCUAAUUAUGAUUUUUUGUUCCAAGAAAACUAAACUCAAAUCAGCUUUAGAAUAAGUCUAUAACAUAGCAAAAUGUGGAAAACGUGAAGGGGAGUGAAUACUUUCUGGUGGCACCGUACAUACAAUAUUUUAUGUGUUGCUGUGUAGUAGAAAUACAGUUGGAGUGAGAAGUAAAACUUAUACGCUUUCACUCCUGAUACAUACUGUAAUUAUACAUUAAGUAAAUUCCAAAAGGAAAACGUGAAGGGGAGUGAAUACUUUCUGGUGGCACUGUACAUACAAUAAUAUAUGUGUUUCUGUGUAGUAGAAAUACAGUUGGAGUGAGAAGUAAAACUUAUACGCUUUCACUCCUGAUACAUACUGUAAUUAUACAUUAAGUAAAUUCCAAAAGGAAAACGUGAA
Messenger RNA from Phyllopteryx taeniolatus (common seadragon), 5466 nucleotides. RefSeq names its product tumor necrosis factor receptor superfamily member 14-like. The coding region runs from base 269 to 961 and encodes 230 amino acids. The record is from RefSeq and is a predicted model, not a curated record. The transcript is spliced from 9 exons. Gene Ontology annotation, biological process: positive regulation of cytokine production involved in immune response; defense response to Gram-negative bacterium; positive regulation of T cell migration. Gene Ontology annotation, molecular function: protein binding. Gene Ontology annotation, cellular component: external side of plasma membrane. NCBI's taxonomy places the organism in Eukaryota, Metazoa, Chordata, Actinopteri, Syngnathiformes, Syngnathidae.